This is a messenger RNA of Aedes aegypti (yellow fever mosquito), 909 nucleotides long. RefSeq names its product solute carrier family 25 member 35. The record is from RefSeq and is a predicted model, not a curated record. The transcript has 2 exons. The coding region runs from base 1 to 909 and encodes 302 amino acids. NCBI's taxonomy places the organism in Eukaryota, Metazoa, Arthropoda, Insecta, Diptera, Culicidae.
AUGGAGUUCAUCCUGGGAGGCUUCUCGUCCUGCAGUGCAGUCCUGUUCACAUUUCCCUUCGACGUGCUGAAGACUCGUCAACAGCUGGAGCAUGAAUUGUUGUCUAAGAAUAGCACACACCAAAGCGCAUACCGUGGCCUGCGACAGUCGAUCGUGUCGGUGAUCAAAUCCGAUGGUGUGUUUGGCUUGUACAAGGGUCUACCAGCCGGAAUUUUGUAUCAGUUUUCGAUGAACAGCGUUCGUUUGGGCACCUAUCAGACGGUGGACAAUCUCGGAUGGACUCGUAGCGAGAAUGCCGUGCUAACCCCGUUCCUAGCUGUGUUUUGGGGAGGUGUCGCUGGAAUAGUAGGUGCGACGGCAUCUUGUCCUGUUGCUGUCGUGAAGACACAAUUGCAAGCAUUCAGUAGUGGAAAAUAUACGGCCAAGUUUCAACAUCAACAUGAUGGAAUGAUCGAUGCAUUUCGAAAUAUGUACCGCGAGGCAGGAAUCAGAGGAUUGUACAGAGGCUACACUGCUCACCUAACGCGGGUAUCCUUGGGAUCAUCCGUUCAGAUGACGUCGUUUGCCAUGAGCAAGGAUUUCUUCGCACAGUAUGAGAUGUUCCAGCAGUCGGUUGUACUGAAUGCCUUAGCUGCCAGUUCGGUUGCCGGAUUCUUCAUGUGUGUUCUGAUGUCUCCAGUUGAUGUCGUCACCACCAGGAUGACCAACCAAGGCGUUUCGUCUUCCGGAAAAGGGUUGUUGUACAAAAACAUCUUUGAUUGUUUUGUGAAAAUCUACCGAUCGGAAGGCAUUCAUGGGAUGUACAAGGGCAUUGCUCCGCUGUAUAUGCGAGUGGUUCCACAUACGGUGCUCAACCUGACAUUUUGGGAGUUCUUCAAAAAUUUGCAUGAUCAAUAUUCCAACAAUUAA